This is a messenger RNA of Zerene cesonia (dogface butterfly), 5073 nucleotides long. RefSeq names its product serine/threonine-protein kinase mig-15 (gene msn). Gene Ontology annotation, biological process: protein phosphorylation. The record is from RefSeq and is a predicted model, not a curated record. Gene Ontology annotation, molecular function: protein kinase activity; ATP binding. The transcript has 22 exons. Lineage: Eukaryota; Metazoa; Arthropoda; Insecta; Lepidoptera; Pieridae. The coding region runs from base 225 to 4343 and encodes 1372 amino acids.
ACAAUCUGGCAUCCCCGCCGGGUGUGUGUGCGGCAUAUAAAUUGUGUAUCUGUAAAUCACUGUAAAUUUAAUUGUAAACAAUGUGUUUUAUAAAUUAUUCAGACGUACAAUAAUAAUUUGGUCCAAAUCUCUGCAUCAAUGUUAUAAUCUAAGAGCUUUUGUAAGUUUCAUAUAUUGAUGUGAGGAUCUCGUGCUUUGUCUUCGUGUGUGACAAUAUACUCAAAAUGGCGCAUCAACUGGCACCGUCUGUAAAUUGUUCAUUAGACGACAUUGACCUCAGUGCGUUAAAGGAUCCUGCUGGUAUAUUUGAACUGAUAGAAGUUGUCGGAAAUGGCACAUAUGGUCAGGUGUACAAGGGACGUCACACAAAAACAGGUCAACUUGCUGCCAUCAAGGUGAUGGAUGUGACUCAAGAUGAAGAAGAAGAAAUAAAGCUUGAGAUUAAUGUACUCAAAAAAUAUUCAAACCAUCGCAACAUUGCUACAUAUUAUGGUGCUUUUAUAAAAAAGAGUCUGCCUGGUAAAGAUGACCAGCUAUGGUUGGUUAUGGAAUAUUGUGGUGCUGGAUCUGUGACUGAUUUGGUAAAAUCAACUAAAGGACAAUCCCUCAAGGAGGAAUGGAUAUCUUAUAUCUGUAGAGAAAUCCUUAGAGGUCUCAGCUAUUUGCAUUCAAACAAAGUUAUUCAUCGUGAUAUUAAGGGCCAAAAUGUUUUAUUGACGGACAAUGCGGAAGUGAAACUAGUUGACUUUGGAGUGUCAGCACAGUUGGAUAGAACUAUUGGGAGGAGGAACACUUUUAUUGGAACUCCAUACUGGAUGGCACCUGAGGUGAUUGCAUGCGAUGAGAACCCAGAAGCAACUUACGAUAAUCGAUCUGACCUCUGGUCCCUUGGUAUCACUGCCCUUGAAAUGGCAGAGAGUCAACCACCUCUCUGUGAUUUACAUCCUAUGAGAGCUCUAUUCCUUAUUCCAAGGAAUUCUCCUCCUCGCUUAAAGUCCAAGAAGUGGGCAAAGAAAUUUCACAGCUUCAUUGAAACUGUACUUGUAAAGGAUUAUCAUCAAAGGCCUUACACUGAGCAUCUUCUCAAACAUCCAUUUAUAAGAGAUCAGCCGACAGAGCGGCAAGUGAGGAUACAGUUGAAGGAUCAUAUAGACCGAUGCAAAAAACGCAAGCAAGAGAACUCAGUUCGGGAAGACUACAAAUACUCUGGCUCUGAGGGUGAAGAGGAAGAUAAUGCAAUUGCAGGAGAACCAUCAUCCAUUGUGCAUAAUGCUCCACACCAAGGAGGGGACACUCUACGUAGGAACUUCCAACAGAUACAAGAGGGAAGAGCUGCGGAAGCGCAACAACCCCAACCGCCGCCUAAACGCAACAGCAAACGUGAAGAGCGAGAGGAAAUACCAGAGCCUGGUCCUCCAGCGAGGCCAUCCAUUCCACAAAGACUGAUAGUUGUGCCAGACCCACAGGCACAACAGCCUAACAGAUAUAGGCCUUUGCCCCCGACGCCGAAGUCAUCGGGCUCCUCGAACAGCUCCGGUUCGAACAACGGCACGCCGCCUGCCAGUGGCCCUCUGCCCCCGCAGCGAUCUAACAAGUUUAUUCCUAUGGUUCCGCCAAGAAGGCCAGAGGAUUUGGAUAAACUUGCCGCUCAACUGAAUGAACUUGGAGUGGUAUCCGGAAACGAACCUCCUAAUCGACCGCCCAGAGCACCCACAAAUGGACAAGGUCCACCCGUGGAGAGGAAUCCUCCAGAGCCAACAUUCGAGGACUCGGACAGCGACUCCGACGCGGAUGAAGGCGGCGGCCGAGUCAGGAAUGACGGCACUUUGCUUGCCAGCGAUCCUCCCAAGCCCCUGCCGGGCCUGUCGGCGGUGUCGGAGGACGGCGCGGCGGGCCCGCCCACGCGCCCGCUGCCGCCCACACCGGACGACGACGACCCGCACGCGGACCGCACGCUCGUCAAGCGGAGGGAGAAUACAGAAAACAAUAGGAGGCAAUCAGACGUCGAUGAAGCGGUAUUAUUAAAAGACUGGGACUUUGCAAGAUUUUUCCCUUCGAGAAAUAAUGAAGCCAAAGAGGAGAAACAAGACGCUAGCAAGGAGACUGAACAAAAGCGUGCGCAACUCCAACGUCAAUCCAGAAUUGAAAUGGAGGAUGCGUGGGUCAAAUAUAAAGCCAUCGCGACUCCGCCUUCGCGCCACAAACAACUUUUCCAAAAACCUGAAAAAUCCACACAAGAAAAGCUGUCAGAUAUAUUGAAAUAUAAAAAGGAACAAGAAUCAGAAGUUAAUUCUCCGAAUCGUUUUUUCAGAGGUUUCAGACGAGAGAAUUCAGACUUCUUUCCUCUGUCUAGUACACGACACUCGGCCAUAUACUUCCCCAAGCAUGAGAGUCCAAUUGUUAAUAAACAACGCUCUAGCGGUAUUUUCAAUCAUUCAAGAAAACAAAGCAAUAAACCGCAAUCCUCUGGUGAGCCUGUACUAACAGAUUUUAUAAAAAUGAAUGACAGCCUAAAGUUUUCGCAAAAUGCAGCUAAAAGAACCGAUAAAAGGACCCCAGAUAGGAAAGUUCCGGGUAACAAUCCCAUUGAUGCUUUGAAGAACGUAGCUGAAUUAAUUCGGCAAGACAGUGAAAAUAACGGUAUGAGUCGUCAGAGCAGUGUGAACAGUGAUUCUCCAGCGACUAGCAUCUGUUUCACCAGUGGGGCUACCUUUGAGAGAGCUGGAACUUUAGACCUUACUGCUAAUACGUUGGAGAACAAACCAGCCCCCAAUAUACCCGACAGCUGCAACAUUAUGAAACCUCGCAGAGAAAAGACAGAAUCCGAUAUCGUUUUUCGACGAAAUUGUAAUCGGCACACAGAGGUUUUGUCGAGUUGUGGGCAGGAAGCGGUAAACGCACAGGAACAGGGUCGUUCGGGUGGAAAUAAUGAGGGAAGUGGGUCUCGCACGAGUUCCGUACUACCGGAUCUCUUGAGCCAGGCCGGACAACCCACCACACCACCGAGACAUGACAAAUCUACCAGUGAAGAGUAUAGGCAGGCUAUAGCGGGAGGUACGCCUGCCCCCCACCACCACCACCACCCACUCCCCUCGUCCGUCCAAUCGACGCCGUCCAAGUCGUUCGUGUCGGGCGCGUCGUCCCCCCACCCCCUGCAGCAUUCGCCCUCGAACUCGUCGGUGGGCUCGCAGCAACAGUUUCUGCCCUUGCAACAGAAGCAGCGCUCGUUCCUCACGUUCGGCUUUGGCGCCGGCUCCACCGGAAGUGGCACGGGCGGCUCGGGCAACGCGUCGCGCCGGGAGAGCCACGUCAACGUCAACGUCACGCCCACCGGACACGACAUAUCUUCAGACACGCCAGAGAUACGCAAGUACAAGAAGAGGUUCAACUCGGAAAUACUCUGCGCUGCGCUGUGGGGAGUAAACCUGCUUAUUGGUACUGAAAAUGGUCUCAUGUUACUGGAUCGUUCUGGUCAGGGAAAAGUGUAUCAGUUAAUUUCUCGACGCCGCUUCCAACAAAUGGAAGUGUUAGAAGGACAAAAUAUUUUAGUAACUGUGUCUGGAAAGAAGAAUCGUGUCAGAGUUUACUAUUUAAGUUGGCUGAAAUCUAAAAUACUACGCACAGACGGACUCAGUGAUCAGCAAGUAGAAAGGAGGAAUGGAUGGAUUAAUGUUGGUGAACUCCAAGGCGCCGUCCACUUCCGCAUCGUCAAGUAUGAACGAAUCAAAUUCCUGGUUAUUGCUCUCAAGGACUCUAUUGAGAUAUACGCGUGGGCGCCAAAACCGUAUCACAAAUUUAUGGCAUUUAAAAGUUUCGGCGAUUUACAACACAGGCCUUUGUUAGUGGAUUUAACAAUAGAAGAAGGCACCAGACUGAAAGUAAUUUAUGGAUCUGCUGAUGGGUUCCAUGCUGUUGAUCUCGAUACUGCCAGUGUCUAUGAUAUUUAUAUUCCAAAACAUACACAGGGAGCUAUAGUUCCUCAUUGCAUUGUUCCACUACCCAAUUCCAAUGGUGGACAGCUCUUACUAUGCUAUGAUAAUGAAGGUGUCUAUGUAAACACUUAUGGAAGAGUUAGCAAGAACAUAGUACUUCAGUGGGGAGAAAUGCCAACCUCUGUAGCUUACAUUGGCACAGGACAAAUAAUGGGGUGGGGCAACAAAGCUAUAGAAAUACGCUCAGUCGAAAGCGGCCACCUUGACGGCGUGUUUAUGCACAAAAAAGCCCAACGACUUAAAUUUUUGUGUGAGCGUAAUGACAAAGUAUUCUUUUCGUCUGCAAAAGGCGGUUCUUCCUGCCAAAUAUAUUUCAUGACGCUCAAUAAGCCAGGGAUGGCCAAUUGGUAGUGAUACGACGUAAAGGCGAGAGACGCCUAGGAUCUGUGAUGUAGCACUAGGCCCUCAUUGACACAAAAGUAUCGAUUACAAUGUUAUUGAAAGAUUUUCAGCUAAAAUGCAGCUUGAAGUAUGAGUAUUACCGGUUUUAAAAUGUGCUCAAAAGACAAUCCACAAAAUAAGAAAAAUAAUUGAGGACCUUCUUCAUAAGUGGCAUUUUGUACUGAAUAAUGUAAUUUCAAUACAAGCUACUAAGAUAUAUAUUAUAUUAUUAAGCAAUAACCUAUAGAAUAAAGUUUUGAUAUUGACAAUUAUUGUUAAGUAAGUUAAUAAUGCUUAGAUUUUAUGUUGCAAAUGUUUAUUUCUGAAAGAGAAUGUAAUACAAAUCUGACUAGAUAAUCACAUUAUGCCAUAAUAUAUUGUUUAUUUAGCUAAUUUGGUGAUGAUUUUUUCAUUGGUUAUAUCAUUAUCUACUUGUUCAAAUAUCAUUGCCAUUUUUAAUAAUAAAAAAAAAAUUGUUAUGACGCAAUCGUAAAAGUAUACUCGUAGGUGAUGUAAAUUAUCAUUUUAAGGAUACUCUUAUAAAUUGGCACUUAGACAAGUCACUGUAUAUGGUAAUUAUCACACCAAACUGCAAUAAUUUUAAUCAUGGAUGAAUCCAAAAUUUGGUACUAUUUAUUAUUUAUUUGUUAUGUACUAUAUUAUUUACAUGUAUAAAGAUGUAACUGUGCAUAUUGAAAAU